AUGGUUUUAGCCAGAGCAUACAAAAUCCAGUAUCCACGUCUCAAAAUUACUUGAAUGAAGUUUUAAAAAAAGUACCAGAUGGUAUUAUUAGAGCAUGUGAACAAGGAAAUAGGUUAACUUCUACACAGUUGACUAAUUUAGCUUCACAAAUACGAAUAUUUAUGUUAGACUGCUUGCAAGACUCAACUUUAGGGACUGCAAGGAUUAUUGCUGCACAGCUUUGUCAAAAAUUUACGAAAACUUUCACCACAGAAAUUUCAGAAGGAAACACAAUAUCAUUAGAGUGUUAUUUUCGCCAAAAAAUUUACUCAACAGUAAAUUAUCAUAAGGGUAAAGACUUGAAAGCUAAGAGAUGUAUAUUACAGGCUUUUGAUUCUGUAGACGAGGAUAUUUCACGACCUAGUAAAGUACAAAAAAAAGGUCAAUACGGUUGUGCAGCUGGUCAAUACACACCAUCGCUGCCUUCAAACGAUGAUGACUUGCAAUUACUAAAAAUAAAAUGUAGUAAUUUGAUUAAAUUCUACAAAGAUGGUGUAAACGUCAAAGAUGACAGAAUCAUGACCUUGAUGAAGGAUACGUAUGCACUUCAACGCCACGACAUAGUUUAUUCUUAUCCUUGUCUUGAUGACAGAUUUUUUGAAAAGUGGCCUUAUUUAAAAAAUUAUGAAAUUCUUUUUACACACGCUAGUCAAUUGAUAGGCGUAGAAAAUAUUCAAGAAAAGUGGAAAGAAGUAUUAGCUCGACAUAAUAAACCUAUUAUAGAAUUUUUAGAAGCUGAAGAACGAAUACAUGUAUUGCAAUCUCGUAAAAAACAAAAAAUAUCAAGUGACAAUUUAUUUAUUAGAAACACAAUACAUAAAGCUAAUAGUCAUGCAAUAAAUGUGUCUCAAAGUAAUAUUCCUUUAAUUGCAGUUAUAUUUCCAAUAAUCAUUCAUUUUUUUAAUGAAGAAGAAAAAUUACUUUACAUGGUCGUUGAUGACACUCUUAAUGAUGAACAAAUACUCAAUGUAGUAGAGUAUUGUACUCCAACACUUGUUGUAAAAGGCCAGUCACUUUGGGAUGAAGAAGCUACCUUCUCCAUUGUUCUCAAUAAAAAGUGUCAAGUUCAAGUUGACGAACUAUGCAAUGGAUUGUUGCUAACUUUUUUGUAUUACUACAUUUACAAUCUGUCUUACCCACAAAAAUUGUCUCGAACGCUCGAAUUUAUUCAAAGGUUUUUCCUGUUAAUAAAUCCACCAAAAGGCUCAAAGAAAACCUCUAAAUCUAGAAGAAGUGAAUCUACCGAUCUAAAAACGCAACAGUUUAUAGCCGACUUGACUGAAUAUAUUCACAGCAUACCAGAAUAGGAAAGUUCUGCCAGUUUUUUGUUAACUAUAGAAAGGAUUUUGUAAUAAGGUUUGAGAAUUAUGAUGUAGUCUCAAUUUAAAAAAAGAAAGCCUUCAGCAAAACAAUAAUUAACCUCAG
This is a messenger RNA of Aphidius gifuensis, 1464 nucleotides long. RefSeq lists its product as uncharacterized. The coding region runs from base 162 to 1346 and encodes 394 amino acids. The record is from RefSeq and is a predicted model, not a curated record. NCBI's taxonomy places the organism in Eukaryota, Metazoa, Arthropoda, Insecta, Hymenoptera, Braconidae. The transcript is spliced from 4 exons.